Nomia melanderi (Alkali bee) is the source of this 6617-nucleotide messenger RNA. RefSeq names its product PDGF- and VEGF-receptor related (gene Pvr). Gene Ontology annotation, cellular component: plasma membrane; signaling receptor complex. The record is from RefSeq and is a predicted model, not a curated record. NCBI's taxonomy places the organism in Eukaryota, Metazoa, Arthropoda, Insecta, Hymenoptera, Halictidae. Gene Ontology annotation, biological process: positive regulation of kinase activity; cell surface receptor protein tyrosine kinase signaling pathway; multicellular organism development. Gene Ontology annotation, molecular function: ATP binding; transmembrane receptor protein tyrosine kinase activity.
GUCACCAUCACGUGGCCACCAUUGAGUCACGGCUGCCAGGUACGAAGAAACAGGUUUUUUUUCUGACUCCGGCUCGUACGAGGCGACUUCUGUUACGCGCAUCGAGAGACUCUCAUUGUAUCGAAAUGCCACUGCACGCACGUUCUUCUCCAGCCUUUGGUGUCGCAGCACUUUGGUCCUUGACACUUCACCUUUUUAGUUGAGAUUCGCACGCCGUUGAGAUGCAGAAUUCAAUUGGAACGAUGGCAUUGAGAGACGAGAAUAAUCUACUCCAAUUUUUUGGAGUUGAUGGACCUGAUUUUGGGAUAUACUCUACAGCCUUAAGAACGAGUACGCCGACGGAAAUUCGUGAAAUUAUUAAAAAUGAGGGCGAUCCUUUGGAAGUCGAAUGCCAGAACGAUGACGUGAUCUAUUUUACUUAUCCUAUCAGUUCAGGGGAUAAAUUGAACACAUCAGCUGUGUAUAUAAAUCAGACUCAAGAUGAAGAUGGCACCUACAGGGCUUUGCUACAGCGACCGGAAACUGUUUACGGUGACACCGGCUGGUAUGGAUGCUCGGAUCAUCAGACCACUGUCACCAGCCCAUCUGACAGUGAUCCAUAUAUUAGCUGGACCUACGUUUACGUUCAAUCUAAAACGAAUUUAUUUGCGGAAAAUGUUUCGUUCGAGACUCUACACGAAAUUUCAGGAGGAACUGUCGUUAUACCGUGCAGGCCAACAUCGCCGAACUUGACUGUCAAACUAGAGACGGCGCUUCAUGAGAGAGUCAGGUAUGAGGAAAGCAGAAUUACUUUUGAUCCGAGAAUUGGAUUUAUACUGACGAACCUUACGAUACUGGACUCUGAAGCCUUGUCAUGCAGAACAGAACUAGACGGAUUUUCUCAGGAGGUCGGUUAUUAUUUAAACGUGAUGGCCACAUUUGAUCUGGACGAGCCAAAAAUCAUCGAGGAUUCUGUGCGGCACGUGACAAGGGGUCAAACUCUGUACGUGAACUGUACCGUAAUUAUUGAUGUGGGCAUGCAGUAUCUUCUCGAUUGGAGCCCCCCGCAUCAGAGCAGCAGGAUAACGACCCGCUUCUACAAGACCGAUCUACAUGACUCAGGGAACAGAGAGAGGAUCACGAACGAGUUGACGAUAAGGAACGUGACCGAGGAAGAUGAAGGCUACUACAAUUGCACCAUCCGGAAUUACAAUAAUCAUAAACAAACACAGAAAUACAUCGAGGUACAUGAUCCGCAACAUAAAUUUAUCAAUUUGACAUCUCAAGAUCCUGUUAAACACGUGCGUGCUGAUUACGAUGGUUCAGUACAGUGGGUCGUAAGCGUGAAGGGCUAUCCUCAGCCUCGGAUUACAUGGUUGAAUCCAAAGGGCCACGAAAUUACAGGAACUUGGCCGCCAUCGAACACAGCGAAAUAUGGGAUUAAAAUUACGGAUUCUAAGGCGGUGUUAAAAAUUAACCAUCUAAGUCUCGAUGACUCGGGAGUAUACUCCAUCCAAGCCAUUAACGAGGACAGAUCCGAAAUACUGAAUUUCACGUUAGACGUGUUAACUAAGCCAAUACCGAUGCUGCCUCAUCUGAAAUCGUAUUACGCACCUAAUCAAGAAGCAGAUGUUUUAUGUUAUGUGGCAGCGUUUCCGCAGCCAAAUAUUACUUGGAGUUUCAUCAAGUGUCCUAACUAUCCGUCUUGCGAAGGUGGCGAAACCGUGACUUUAAUGGGUACAAUGGUGCCGAUACAAGUAAAUUCGUUCCGCUCCAACGCAACAAUAAUCAUUGAUUCGUCUGGAAGACUUACCUGCUCGGCGUGCAACAGUCUUGGCUGUGAUUCAGCGACCGAAAACCUUCUCGUAUCUGAUGGAAAUGAUGGAUUUGGUAUAAUUGACCCAAAGGAACCUGUGGUCGAAGGCGACGAUUUGGAAUUGAUUUGUGCCUCCUCGGUUUACAAUUAUUCGAGCUCUUUUACAUGGUCCGAUGAAAACGAUACGUCGAUUAUAGAAACAAAUAGAUUGUCCAUUCAUAAAGGUCAGACGCAAUAUACAUAUAGAUCAAUUCUGAAGAUAAAAAACGUAAGGAGAGAGGAUUCGAAGGUUUACGUUUGUACUGGACGGACUAUGGACUCUGUGCCAGAGAGUGCACAAUAUCAUUUGAAUGUAGACGUCGCACGAGCACCUUCCUUUACUGAAGUCAAUCUGCAAGAGAAAGAAAUGGUUAUUGAUUUUCUCUCUCAAGGUCACAAAAGCGUACGUCUUAAAUGUGUCGCGGAUGGUAUGCCUAAACCAAACGUCACUUGGUAUAAGGAUGGAGCAAAAUUGGUGACUGGCGAACAGUUCAAGUGCCUUCAGAACAACCAAGUGCUUGUAAUAGAAUAUCUGAUGGAAAGCGACAGUGGCAAAUACUCGUGCCGAGUGGAAAAUCGCGUAGGAAAAUUAGAAGCUUCUCAGUUAAUAACAGUAAAAGGAAAAGAACAGUCAAUAGGACUAAUCGUCUCAAUCGUCAUCGUAGUUAUUUCCGCAUUGAUUAUGAUGAUCUACUUCAUCAUCAAGAUCCGUCGUGAAAAGACUAUGAGAAAGCAGUUGAUAGAUGCAGGAUUAAUGCACUUCGUGGAAGGAGCGGUCGAAUGCUUGAAUCCAGAGUUAACAGUGGAUGAUCAAGCGGAUUUACUUCCUUACGAUAAAAAGUGGGAAUUUCCCAGCGAAAGAUUAAAAUUGGGAAAGCAAUUGGGUAGCGGUGCGUUUGGAGUCGUUGUAAAAGCCGAAGCUGAAGGGAUUUGCGAAGACGAGGCGGUUACCACUGUAGCGGUGAAGAUGGUUCGCCGUACGACUGAUGCCACGUACGUUCGUGCACUCGCCAGCGAGCUAAAGAUCAUGAUACACCUUGGUAAACACCUGAACGUUGUCAAUCUUCUUGGUGCUUGCACGAAAAAUAUUUCCAAACGUGAACUCUUAGUAAUCGUUGAGUACUGUCGAUUUGGAAAUUUGCACAAUUAUUUACUGAGGCAUAGGAGCGAUUUUAUCAAUCAGAUUGAUCCAGCAACUGGUAAAUUUGAUCCUAAUAUUGGUGCCGAUCUUCUGACGAGGACUGUCAGCGUGUGCAGUAAUAACAGGAUAAAAUAUGCGGAAUUGUCAUUUUCUCGCAGUAACAACCGUAAUUCAGCAACUGAUUCGGUGCAGUAUCAAGGUACAACUGCAGAUUCUCAAGGUGUCAGUGUAUCACCGGAUGGCCUCGUCCUUAGUAAUGAUUCCACUCAACCGGGAUGGAGAUCUAACUAUCAUGGGGACUACAAGGACUACAAUUUAAAACCAAUUUGCACACAGGAUCUGUUAUCCUGGGCGUUCCAGGUAGCUCGUGGAAUGGAGUAUCUCUGUCAGAGAAAGGUGCUUCACGGCGAUUUGGCUGCGAGAAACAUUCUGCUGGCUGAGAAUAACAUAGUGAAAAUUUGCGACUUCGGUCUGGCCAAGUCUAUAUACAAGGACGACAAUUACAAAAAGAAAGGCGAUGGUCCAUUGCCCAUCAAGUGGUUGGCUAUCGAAUCGAUCAGAGAUCGAAUUUUCUCUACGCAAUCGGAUAUUUGGUCUUUCGGUAUAGUUCUAUGGGAGUUUUUCACGUUGGCUGAGACACCUUAUCCCGGCAUGGAAGCGGAGAUACAGUAUCAGAAAUUGAUCGAAGGUUAUAGGAUGGAGCAACCUGAAUACGCCACUCCCGAAGUGUAUGACAUAAUGCUUCAGUGCUGGAAGGCCAAGCCUACUCUUCGCCCAAGCUUCACGGAAUUAGUCGAGAGUAUAGGAGACUUGCUGGAGGAAAGUGUGAGAGCUCAUUACAUCAGCCUGAAUGCUCCUUACCUGGACAUGAACACGAUGCUACUAGGAAAUGGCAAGAACGACUACCUGACAAUGUUGUCUGCUCCCGAUCACGCGAUGCUUUCAUCGCCCACCCACGAAUACGUGAAUUCACCUGUACUUGAGAAUCCAGGGGGCUCAGAGUAUCUGUGCAUGAGCCCGAGAAGCCAAAAGAACGAGUCAGGCAUAUUCAGUCCAAGGCCCCGUCAAGAACGGUCGCAUUUCGAUUUCCCGAGUCCGACAUCAGAUUCAGAAAUGUCACCGAUGUUAAAGAAAGUGGAAGAUGACGAGCCCUAUUUAAAACCCAUCAACAUUCACGAACGGAGGGCGGAGUUCGCUAGAAACUGGCAAGCUAGGAAGAACAAUCAAACAGAGGAUCGAUCAGAGGACGGAGAAACGAAUCGGGAUUCUGGCUACUGCAACACACCACGGAACCUCCAAGAGAUAGAUCUAAAUAAAAAGAAUAACGAAAGCUUGGAGAAGUCGGAGGUUAAUUCGAAUCCAACGACCAAGAAAGAUUUCACUUCACCGAUCAUCAGGACACAGGACAAUUAUGUGAACAUGCCGAAGCAGAAGAUGGAUCUGCAGAAAGACCUACCAGACGGAUUCAGCAAUCCCAGUUACGUGAUAAUGAUUAAUAGAGAGUUAGACCAGACCAAGGUUUGAAGUGUCAAAAAGUUUCUUCGCUUUUGGAAUUUUUGGAAUUUUCUGGGACGAAUAGUGCAGGUUUGGGGUUUAAUGUAAGCGAGUCUGUGUACGUGUUCUCUUGGACUUAUGAGUGUAAAAUCGUGUGAUGCAAGGGAAAAUUGGUUUGUACAUUUUAGCUGCCGAUUAAUUCCACUGUGCCAUGAAAUGUUCGCGUAACAGUGUGCUGUUGGUUUCGUUGGAGGGAAGGAAAUAUCGGACUUUCUAAUUUUAAGUAAUACAGAGAGGAAUAUGAACAAAAUGUUUAAUGAAAGAUCAACUCAGAUAAUGUGUUCGUACACGUUGUAAAUGACAGAGUUUUUAAGAUGAUUCUAUAAAUACAUUCAGAGAAAAUGUAGCUUUUUCGUACGGUUGUCUCGAGAUAAUUAAACUUGAAUAUUAUCUGGAUUCACGAGCAUUUGAUUUUUGAGGUUUUUGAUAGUUCUUGAAGCUUUGUAACGAGUGUCUUAAACUAUGGUUAAUAGCAUGGCUAAUUAUUCAAUUUUCAAAGUCAAUUGGAAAAUGACUUUUAACAUUAACGCAAUGGUUAAUAUAUAUUGUUUGUACUAAAGUGAUUUUCUACGGUGCUCCUAAUAACGGAAUAUUUGUACAUCUUAAAAUUGCCUUAUCGCUGUUCAUUUAUCAAUCAAGAGUGCCUUGCACUGUUUAAUUGUUAUACUGAUAAUAAAAUAUAUUUAAAAUAUUGUUAUAUAACAAGAUGCAAGUAUGGCGCAAUCCACUUUUUUUAAAGUGAUUUAUUCUCGUUGUAUUCGACUGUGUUCACACAUGUAUGUGUGUAUAUUUACAGAGUGUAAAACAAGAUAGAAAUUGCAUGUUACGAAAUUUCUAUGCAAUGGAAACAUUUGAUUUUUUAAAAUAUUGAAAAUUGUUUUAUAGUUUAUAUUAGUUUGUAAUAUUCCGCUUUGAAAAUCUAUCUAAAUUAUCGAUUUCAUUUUUUUUUAUUAUUACAUUUACUACCUAGUGAACUAUAGUUAUUUGCAUUGGCAAAAUACAUUUUCGUGACGUCUGCGUAUAAUAUUUAAAUUGUCACGAUCUUCUUAAUCGUUUGCAAAUAUUACAAAUGUUACUCACUAUAGGUUGGAACGCAUUCGAAUGUUUGCUCGAAAACUCAUCAAUAACGAGAAAAGUCAAAUAAACGACACAUCCAGAUGUCAAUGCGCUUUUAGUAUGACUAAAAAAUGAUUUAAAAAAUUUGUGUGAACAUAACGUGUUUCUGCGGAUUUUUAAAGAUAUUUUUUAAACGGACAAUUUUCUGAGAAACAUAUGUUAAAAGUGCAGCAAAAUCGUUUAUUUUUCACUGAGCAAAUGUAUCACUUGUUUAACUUUCCUUGUAAAUAUCGUUGCGACGGACUGACUCAUUUUCUCCAGCAUAAAAUUGAUAUUUUUAUAGAGAAACACUUCUUCAAUGAAACUUCGAAGUCGUUGAAACGUAAAAUUUACGAAAUGAUUCCAAAUCGUUGCCACGUCUUCGAAUUUUUCAUGAAAUGGGAAGAAUCAUUUAGGUUAAUAUAUUUACGAUAUUGUGCUAUGCGUAUUAAUGAUACAUUUUAACUAAGAAAUUACAUUGUAAUAGUAUUUUUAGCUGACCAAAUGUACAAAAAAACAAGAAACUAAUAUUACGGAGAUAUACAUAAUAAUAGUGUCGAAUGCAGAAGCUUUUAAUGAUGUACUUAUUACUUGUUAUAGAUACAAUCUCGGCAAAUAAAUCAUUUAAAUCGCUUUGAACAGUAACAACGGCAUUGAAAAAAUAAUAUUCAAUACCUAAACCAGAAAUUCGAGAUGCUAAACAAGCGUAAACACGAACUUGCUAAGCAGUACCUAAUACUCAAAUGUAUUGUGAGUUCUUUCACAGGGUUUAGUGUUACCGAUCCGAGAGGAGAAACGAAUUUUUUAAAAAUUCAUCGAGAUGUACUAUGACCAAAGACGUGUAGCGUGUAACGUUUUAAUAUUGUUAAAAUAUUUUAGUUUGUAUACAGGAUUUUUAUGGCGAUUCUCGAACAAGAAGAUUUCUAAUCUUACACUGUUUUUAUACGAUUAAAAGUUUGUAAAAUAAAACCUUCUAUAAUUAACUAAGCAAUU